This is a messenger RNA of Dovyalis caffra, 157 nucleotides long. The record is from the annotation of a GenBank genome assembly. NCBI's taxonomy places the organism in Eukaryota, Viridiplantae, Streptophyta, Magnoliopsida, Malpighiales, Salicaceae.
UUCUCAUCGCAUGUGGAAUCGUACUCUUCUAUUGAUCUAUCUCCCGUCCUUCUCUCCUACUAAAGCCAAAGAGAAAGAGUUCCCAUCGUAUCGCCUAUUCUGCUAUCUGUAUUCGGCUCAUUGGGCACCGAAAGGCCUAUAUGAGACUUGGUCUUAG